AACUUUCACUGGUUGGAACUCUGUGUUAGCAAUCAAAAGGUGCUUUUCCUGUCACUGGUCAUUCUCUUGAGGCCUAAAUGCUCCAAGUAAGAUCAACAGAAGAACAUGUUCAUUUUUCCGUGCUGGCAACAACAGUAUGCUUCCAAAGAAAAGAUCUGAAUGUUCCUGGAAAGUAAGCUCUAUGGAUCUGUUUAAACAUUUGAAUUCUGAUGCCAUUAUCCAGUUCAUUUGAACCCUGAUGAUUUGGUCUGUCUGCAAGUAUCAUACAAAGACAUUAUUGAGGAGUGUCCAAAGCAUAUUUCUGGACAAGUUUGCUCAAGGAUGGAACAUGAGGCUACCCAACUAGAAAAGCAGCACGUGCACAGUGUGUAUGAGAAUACAGCUGCCUACUUUAGUGAUCUGCAGACCAAAGCAUGGCCUCGUGUUCGGAACUUUCUGCUGGAACAAAAGCCUGGCAGUCUCGUUGUUGAUAUAGGUUGUGGAACUGGAAAAUAUCUGAGUGUCAACAGUCAGGUGUAUAAUCUGGGCUGUGAUUACUGUGAAGGACUGGUAGAAAUUGCAAGGAAGAAAGGUGAUGAAGUGCUGGUGUGUGACAACCUUAACCUUCCCUUUAGGGAUCAGUGCUUCAAUGCAGUCAUUUCAAUUGGAGUGAUACAUCAUUUCUCAACUAAACAAAGAAGAAUCAAAGCAAUAAAGGAAAUGGCAAGGAUAUUGACACCUGGAGGCCAAAUAAUGAUUUAUGUUUGGGCUAUGGAACAAAAGAACCGUCGCUUUGAGAAACAAGAUGUAUUUGUUCCGUGGAACAAGGCCUUGUGCUCACGCCAUUUUUCAGAAUCAAGUCAAUCUGGAGAUAAGGGUGAAUUUAUCCCUACUGCAAAAGGCCAAGAUAUACACCCUUCACAGCUUGUCAUCUCUGAGUGCAGCUACCAAAACAAUCUGCAGCCAGAAACUGAUUCAAAACAUUCCCAUGAUAUGGACCAUUGCUUACCCAGAGCCUGCUGCAUGAAAAUUUCUGAGGAAGAAAACAGAUUUUACAGUGCUCUAGGAAGAUCUUUCCGCUCAUGGUUUUUCUCCAGAUCCCUUGAUGAAUCAGCCCUGAGAAAGCAAAGUGACAAAAUGAAGCAGCUGAAACAUGAAGGAGUGUGGGCAAACACUACCGUACCCAUUCAGCACUCGCGACACUGCAGUUUGGAUUUAGGGCACCAUGGGGCACUGUUAAAUGAACAAAGUUUAGAUGAUUAUGAUGAUGUGUUUGUGGAAAACCUGUCUCUCAGAAAACCCCAGUGGUCACCAGCCACAGGUGCACUGAAGGAUCUAAGUUUAAAUGGGGGACACCAAAGUGUAGUUCAGAGCAAGGGGGACAAAGCUUCUUUUGUAAAUGGCCCAGUGGAAGACAGGGACUGCACCUGUGGCUGUAAUAAAGACGAUGCUGGUAAGUCUGAUGCCAACAAGUUUUUCAAAAGAACUUCAACAACUGACUCCACAGACUCAGCUUUGGAUUCAGCAGUGUCUGUUGGGGACCAAACUGAUGCCAUGUUGGAUCCAAAGGCCUUCAUGCGUUAUUACCAUGUUUUUCGGGAAGGGGAGCUGUGUUCUCUGGUAGAAGAGAAUGUGCCUGAGCUUCAGAUACUUUCUUCCUGCUACGACCAUGGGAACUGGUGCAUUAUUGCAGAGAGAAGAGGAGCAUAGCUAUAAAGAGAACAAAGCAGAAUCCAGCGACUGAGGAUUUUAAACUCUUCCUUGUGUUACUGUGAUUGAGCAGUGUGACAUGGAAUUUGAAUCUUGUAGUUGUCAUUCAUUUUUGAGUUAUUAUCUCUCAACUAUUUAACUAGCUAAUGCAAGGUCUGUAUAUAGGAAUGUAAGUGGUAGACAAUAUUUAUGUUUUGUUAAACUUUUAUGAAGUUAAAACUGUAGAGUUUUAUAUUGCUGUUAGCAAAUAAAUGUGUUUUAAAAUAUACUUUUCUACUGAGAAAUAAACCUUUUUAUAAAACAAGGAUCGGAGCAUCUUUUAUGAGAAAUAUCCUAUCAGUAGAAAGUCUAGUCUUUGUUCUUCAGAUGCCAGAAGUUUGUCAUAUUGCUCCCUAUUCCUGAAGUCGUAUAAAUGACACAUAAACACUAUGUCUAAAAUUGUGCUUGACUGUACACUGAUAGAGUGCAUGCUGUAGAACUGGGAGCAAGCAUGGUCCCAGUGCUUCUUAGCUGGGAGUAGAGGUAUUAAUGGGCAAAAAACUGUGUACCAAACAAGCUCUGUGUAUUCUAUCAUUUGAUGUUUGUAUUUGGGAGCAAAUGACAGCACAGAUUUUGGACAGUAUUUUUUACUUCUGUUUUAAAAAUAAUUUAAUUUGUUUCUCAGGUGCAGGUGAAGUUCUAUAUGUUAACUCUCACAAAUACUUUAUCUUAAUUUCCUUUGCUGUAGUUUUUCAUUGGUUAUGUGUAUGUAAAAGUCAGAGGGAUUUGUGAGAGCGUGAGUAUCAUUUAAAGUUUGAAAAUAUCAAAUCCUUGAAAUACAUAUAUCUUUUGAUAAGUCUGGGAAGCUAAGAUUAAAUCAAUAAAAAUCCAGUGCAUAUCUGGUCAGCUGCCAUAUUUACUUUUCUUGUUCACAGACAUGAGAAUAUAUAUUAAUGGUGUGUUAAAUAAUGUACACAGGAAGAGGAUAAGCCCAGUUUGCACAUAAAACACAAAUUCUUGUCUUGUGACAUUUAAAUGAAUCUUUUGAGACCUAAGUGAUAAUAAAAUGUUUGCACAACUUUCCUGUUCCCUCCAAGACAUACCAUCACUAUUCAUCUGUACUAGGUUGUAGCAGUUUAUAGUGCUGGGGAUAAAAAACACCUGCUUCAGAAGAUCAGUAGUGGAACUGCCAACAGGAGCAGGGCUAGAAGAGGCUAAUUGCCUCCAGCACAGUUACCCAUUCCUAGGCUCCAUUCAUAGUCAGUGGUUGCAGUGCAGGGCAUAUCUUCAGCUGGUGUGAUUUUGUGACCUUUAAUGGAACUGCACAGAUUCCUGCCCACCAGAAAAAAAAGAACAAAAGGGGUUUGCUUUUGUUGCAGCAGUUUUAAAGAGCUAUAUAAUUAAGAUGUCUGCCCUAUUCUUGAGCGAGUGGCUUUGAAUACCAGGCAAUAGGAGUGAAAUGCCAAAUGCCAAACUUUCCCAGUCUAUGCUGCAUGAGCAGGUGGAUUUGGGAUUGUUCAGUAGAAAACCUUGAUGGUGCAGGGUAUUUUUUGAUGUAGCUUCCCAGCUGUUAAUUGCCACAUGGUAAUGUAUUGUAGAUUUAUUUACUGGAGCAAUGUCCUCAAUCAUUUUUGUCUUCCUCAUAGCUUGGGAUCCCUAUACUUUAUGCUUCCUGGGUCUAUAUCACUUGCUCUCCCCAUAGGCCUUUGAAAAUAAAAGUAUGGCCAGAGAACCAUGCAUUUGAGACUUCUGAAAUACCUUACACUCUAAUCUAAACUUUCAAUACAGCCUGGGGCUGUGGCUUUCAGUUGCUGUGUAUGAGCCAUACUUCAGAAAAUGGGCAAUAUUCCCUGCCUCACUGGGUCCAGCUGCUCCUGGCCGAGGGGGCUGCACCUGCUGCAUCCUCAGGCUCCAGAUUUAGUGCCAAAGUACCCAUAUUGCAGAGCCAGCAUGGAUUGUGCUGAGCUCCCCAUCUCUUUGCAACAUGGUUGUGUCACACAGGGGAGGCCUGCCUCUUUUAUUGGAAAUUUCUGGAUGAGCUUGAGAGUUUUAGAAGAGAAGUCAAUUGCUUUCAGAUAAAGUAUGCCAGUGGAUAUUCAGCAAUUCUGGAAUUUGGUCUGCAUUCAAGAAAGAGGUAGAUUAUUAUCAUCCUAUAUCCAAUUCUGAAACUUCAUCCCUAAAUGCCAGUGUGCAGAAGCUUUAUUACACACAUAUAAAAAUAUUUAUUAAGUAUUAUUAAUCUUAACUGACAGCUGGAUUUAGUUAUUUGGGAGAAAGAACAUCACAAUUUUGUUGUAUGAACUUCGACAGUCUGACUGUGGCGUGUUCACUGUUAAGUGGACUGAUAAAAUUUGGGGUAAACCAAGAAAGAAAAGUGUCCAUUCUCCUUAGAAUAUAGGCUUAUUAUCCCUGCAAGAGACUGAAUCUGUGUCAGUUCCAGUUAAAACUUCCUGCUCUAUCUUUUUGAAUAAGAGUUGUCCCCUCAAAGCUGCUGAAGUACUUUGAACCACUUUUGUGUUUGUAGACUUUCCGUGCAUUAUUUGGUUUGAGGUUCUUGCCUGGGGAUGCUUUUCACAAAUACUUAUUUCUGUAUUGAAUUUUCUCAUGUUUUCAGUUGAUGCUAAGUUUGGAUUGUAAUCUUAUAAAUUCCUGGGAGAAGGAGAGGUUUGGUAAGCAGCUUCUUUUUUUUCUUCCCCCAGUAUUCAGUUUUCCUCUGAGGGUGUAUCAUCACCAUAUAAUAUAAUUUUUUAUGGAAUGGGGUCAGUCAGCUGAGGUCAGGACUGUGAAGUCUUCACAGCAAACCUUUAUUCUUAUAGGCAGUCUCCCAUUUAUUAAUCGAGGCUGCCUGGAUCUGUAACAGCUUUAUCAUCUCAUAAGCCAGAUUACCUUACUCAGAGCAUGGUGAAGAUCUCUCUUGAGUGGCUUUUCUUUUCCGGAGGCUCACCUUCAGCUAAAGGUAAUUUCCAGCAGAAUUCAUGUGAUCCCAGAAUAAUAGCUUACAGACAAAGUUAAUGUGCUCAGAGAAGUGGGUAUACCAUUAAAAAUGAAUAUAUACAGUAGUAAAUGAAUGAAUAAGUAAAAAAAAACCCCAGCUGUCCUUGAAUGCUUAAACUUUCAGCUAUGUCAAGACUGAAAGAUCUGACUGUUACAAGGCAAAAAGGCAAAUGUGUUUUUACAUUGCUUGUCUGACAAUUGGGCAAUAGUCUCGUCUCAAGUCUGCUGAUACAAAACUUGCUUCUGGCUUUAGUGGGCUUGAAUUACUCCUAAGAUACUUAGGUAGCACUAAAAGGCAUGUGGAGAAGUUUUCAUGACAUAAGAAAGAUGCCCUGGUUUCUUACAAAAUUAAUUCAGGUGGAACUUCUGUGUACCAGUUUGUGCCCAUUGCAUCUUGUCCUAUUGCUUGGCACCACAACUGCAAUAAAAAAAUACAUUGAGCAGA
Molecule: messenger RNA, 5107 nt
Organism: Catharus ustulatus (Swainson's thrush)
Lineage: Eukaryota; Metazoa; Chordata; Aves; Passeriformes; Turdidae
Gene: TRMT9B
Product: tRNA methyltransferase 9B (putative)
Exons: 6
Coding region: 322-1689 (455 amino acids)
Biological process (GO): tRNA wobble uridine modification
Cellular component (GO): cytoplasm; nucleus
Molecular function (GO): S-adenosylmethionine-dependent methyltransferase activity; tRNA binding
Source: RefSeq, a predicted model, not a curated record